AUGAAGACACCGGACACCAAAGCCAAGCUGCUGAAUAAUAUAAGUCUAUCUAAACAUCUGUCUUCCAAGAAAGGCGGCUCUCGCACUAGUAACUGCGGCAAUUGUCUGGAAUUCUCCGUGCUCACGCGUCUCUCCAGUGUGCCCUGAAUUUCCCGAACGAUACCAAGCUCAUCUCAGCUCCUGUUGAAACUUGAAAGAAAUCCUUGAAAAUGGUUCACCAAA
Molecule: messenger RNA, 222 nt
Organism: Drosophila gunungcola (fruit fly)
Lineage: Eukaryota; Metazoa; Arthropoda; Insecta; Diptera; Drosophilidae
Exons: 2
Coding region: 1-147 (48 amino acids)
Source: RefSeq, a predicted model, not a curated record